AAUGGAGUGUUUCUGAUGACUUUGUACGAUUGAUUGGUCAAGUUGACGACAUAAAUUUGUAGUUUGUGUGUGGAGGUCAUGUGUAUAACAGCUGAGAACGCAUUAAAUUGAAGGGUUUUUCGUUCGGUUUUAUUAAUUUUAUUUAAUUAAACAAAUUUUUUUCCAUUUACUUUACGAAAGUGUGAGUUUGUGAAUUCCAACUGUGGAAAAGAUCUCAAAUGUCAAAUGAAAUCGUAAAAUUUGUGAACUGUCGCUUGGUACGUAACCAUGAACUAAUCAAGGAAGAUCUUUGGAUACGAAAUGGAAAAAUUAUUAAUCCAGAGCCAGUUUUCUUUGACGAGAAACUGCAGUUUAUUGUUUUAUUCUGUUUGUCAGGCUCACAGGCAAAUCGACUGCGGAAACUCUAUUAUUGCUCCUGGAUACAUUGAAUUACAAAUAAAUGGUGGACAUGGUGUGGAUUUCUCACACGAUGUGGAUACAGUCGCCAAUGGCAUCGAAAAAGUCGCUAAAGAGCUACUCAAAAACGGAGUUACUUCUUUUUGUCCCACCAUUGUGACCUCACCACCAGAUACUUACCGAAAAAUUCUACCUCAAGUAACAGGCAAAACAAAAGGCGCACAAGUUUUGGGCUUGCAUUUAGAGGGCCCAUUUAUUAGUCCACUAAAGAAGGGAGCACAUCCUGAGGACUGCAUAAAGGAUAUUGAUAAAGGUAUUGAUUCUUUGAUGGACACUUACAGCAACUUGAACAAUGUAAAAAUUAUAACAAUAGCGCCGGAAAAGGAUCCUUCAGGAAGCGUCACAAAAACCCUUACACAUAUGGGCAUAACUGUGUCAUUGGGCCAUUCAGUAGCCAAUUUAUCACAGGGCGAGUUAGCUGUACAAAGUGGGGCCCGUUUGAUAACACACCUCUUCAAUGCGAUGCUUCCAUUCCAUCAUCGCGAUCCUGGUCUGGUUGGCUUACUGGCAUCCAAUAAUAUACCGGCCGGUCAGGAAAUAUAUUUUGGCAUCAUUGCAGAUGGCAUUCACACACAUCCAGCUGCUUUGCGCAUUGCACACCGCACCGAUCCUAAUGGUCUUAUUCUUGUCUCGGAUGCCAUAGCAGCUUUAGGUCUAGGCGAUGGUAAACAUCACUUGGGUCAAUUAGAGUUAGAGGUGCGCGAGGGUAAAGCUUAUAUUGCCGGUACAGAUACAUUGUGUGGUAGUAUAGCACCGUUGGAUACGUGUGUACGCAUUUUUAAGAAAGCCACAAAUUGUUCGACUGUUUACGCUAUUGAAUGUGCUACACUACAUCCGGCUCGUUGUUUAAAUAUGGCGGAAACUAAGGGUACAUUGAAUUUUGGCGCCGAUGCAGAUUUUAUUAUUUUGACAGAUGAGUUGUUUGUGCAAUCCACCUGGAUUAAAGGUGAAUGUGUUCACCAAUGUAAACCUGAGGAAUGGGCUGCGCUUUCCUCAAGACCUAUCGAGCAAUUAUGUGAAUGCAAUUAAAUUGAAAUAUACAUAUGUAUAUGCAUUUAUGAAAUAAACAUUCCAUUAUACAUGGCUAUUUUAAAACUUGAAAAAA
Molecule: messenger RNA, 1561 nt
Organism: Ceratitis capitata (Mediterranean fruit fly)
Lineage: Eukaryota; Metazoa; Arthropoda; Insecta; Diptera; Tephritidae
Product: N-acetylglucosamine-6-phosphate deacetylase
Exons: 6
Coding region: 301-1485 (394 amino acids)
Biological process (GO): N-acetylglucosamine catabolic process
Molecular function (GO): N-acetylglucosamine-6-phosphate deacetylase activity
Source: RefSeq, a predicted model, not a curated record